Messenger RNA from Diachasma alloeum, 9524 nucleotides. Its product is annotated as protein stoned-B. Gene Ontology annotation, cellular component: AP-2 adaptor complex; synaptic vesicle. The coding region runs from base 369 to 6530 and encodes 2053 amino acids. Gene Ontology annotation, molecular function: clathrin-cargo adaptor activity. Gene Ontology annotation, biological process: intracellular protein transport; clathrin-dependent endocytosis; synaptic vesicle endocytosis. The transcript is spliced from 8 exons. NCBI's taxonomy places the organism in Eukaryota, Metazoa, Arthropoda, Insecta, Hymenoptera, Braconidae. The record is from RefSeq and is a predicted model, not a curated record.
UGCUAGAGCCUCCUCGGCUCUCUUCGUUCAGUGGAAUACAAAAAAAAGGUCCGAUAUAUUUUUUAAAGAAACCAUUACCAAUCCUUCCACGGCUAAAACUCACAAAUUUAAAUAAGUGAACUUGUAAAAUAUAUUGAAUUGUGUAACACACGCGCAACAAAACGUGCGCCACCACCCCGACCUCAAAAUUAUUCCCGUUCUCACCCCCUUAUCUGUACCAUUAACGUUGAAAUAAUCUCGUUGGACUGAAUCAUCCACCUCUCAUGGUGCUAGUAACGGAAUGAUGAAGCUAAGACAAUGUGCAACGUACAAAUGGGGCUCAUGAGGCUUGAUUCAGGCCUCCCCCCCACUGCGCUAGGUUUUAGAGGAUGCACAAGCUAGCCAAGGGUCUCAAGAAGAAGAAAAAGUCGAAGAAGGGAAAGAAGGGAGCUGAGGAGGACGAGUUUGAUCCAGAGGAGCUUGAGCGUUAUCGGCGCGAACGGGCAGAGGCCCUUGAGAAAGCAGCACAAGAGUCAACUGGUGAACAGGGAGGUGCAGCUGGCUCUGACGAGUGGAAGAAAUUCCAGGCACUGACAGCUGGUGUCGAUGAUAUCUUGAAAAAGACCCAAGGUGACCUAGAUCGGAUAAAAUCCACCUCAUUUUUCCAGCGCGUAGCUCCUCCUGUUGAGGAGAAGAAGCCCGAGGAGGACCCCGAAGUCAAGAAGGCUCGAGAGAGACGAUACCUUGGUUUCGACAAAGACGGAAAUCCGAUCGAACAGGACGAGGUUGACGAGGGCAAGAAGAAGAAAGAGUUGACUGUCACAGAAGAGGGCUUUGUCGAGGUACCUGAGGACGAAGAUGAACAGGAGGAUUCCGAGGAGGAAGACAUCUUCGACACAACAUACAUCGACGUCCUCCAGAACAUCGACGUUCAACUAGCUUACAUCCCUGAAUCGCCCACUGAGGAAGAGGCUGGUGACGAUCCCUUCGACACGACAAACGCUGACAAAGUCCUUAAGACUGUUGACAAACGUGGAAAGAAGGUAGUGAGUCUCGGAAACGCGGUUGAAGUUCUUUCCGGACGCGUUGACCACGUGAGUACGUGUAAGAUAUCAAGACCGAGAAGAAUUAAAGCACAGGAUCUUCUGUUGGGGGAUGAGGACGACUUCGAUGCUCUCGAUGUAACACCAGAGCCGGUUGAGGUUGAGAAGUCACUGCUUGACGACGACACUGAUCUUCCUGAUGUACCCAUUGAUCUGACUAAUCUACCACCUGUUACUAAUCUACCACGUCCACAAGAAGUUAAUGCUGAAGCCGAGAGGCUUGCAGAGGCUCCCCUAGACAUCUCCGAGUUCGAGGUGUUGAAGGAGAAGACAAUUCUCGAGGAAAUUCCAGAUUUGGACGACGAUUUCGAUCUCAACGGACCGAGUGACGAGCCCGUGCAACUAGAAGAGGCAGAUGAUCCAUUCGCCGAGAAGGAACCCGAACACAUUGUACCUGAGACUGAGAUAAUCGAAGUCAGCUUCGAAGCGGCGACAUUCGUCGACGAGGACGAUCCAUUCGACACUGGUUUCGCUGAGAACUUGAUACCUGGUAAAGCUGAGUUGAAGUUUAUUGAGAAGGAGCUCGAGGAAUUACCGGAGAGCGAGGUCUCCAUUUCAUUGACUGAUCCUGCCGGCCUCAAGAGGGAUUAUGAGACGGGUCUUCUAGCGAGUCAGCAGAACACUACUUCAUUUUCUGCAAAGAAGGAUCUUCUUGGGGGUUCGACAACUGACCUCAGUCAGCUUGUGGAUGAACCCAUCGCACCAGUCGAGGACAUCACAUAUACAGAUCCAUUCGACACAUCUGGCAUUCAAGAGCUUCCACCGGGACAGGCCGAGCUCAAAUUCCUGGAGAAAGAACUCCUCGGCGACACCAGUCAGCCAGUUGACACUCUACACGACGACGACUUCGAUCCACGUGAGGGAGAGACACCAGCACCAGCAGAAUCCGCAAAAUUCCAGGUUCAGUUUGAGGCAGAGGAGGAAGACACAGCUGUGCCCCCUCUGGGUAGGAAGCCCUCUCGCCCGGAGGCUCUGGGUCUCGCGACAACUAAAGCCGUUGCUUUUGAACUCCCAACACCCUCUCAACGUCCAGAUCUAUUAAUAACCGGAGACGAGGAGAAAUCGAUAACUUCGAAGCCAUUAACACCGUACUACUCCCAAAAGUCUCUGGAAGACGCACUUCCCGAGGACGAGGACUUGGAGGAGACGAAUGUCGAUCCCUUCGACACGAGUUUCGUGUCGAAAGUGACUCCCGGCAAGACUGAGCUGAAACUCAUUGAAUCAGAACUUCUGAAGGAAGAGCCAAAGUUGACUCACAGUAUCAGCGAGCACGACUUUAAUCCCAGAACAGAACCGGAAUUAGGCAGACGUCAGAGUGACUUUGGACCGACGUCACUGCGUCCCAAAAACUUGAAACUAGGUGAAGGUGAUCUUCCACUCAUUGAGGACAGCGAGGAGCCUAAGGACGCGUUUGAGGUAAACGAGGCAGUUCACAAGCGAAAGAAAUUCGAGUCAAAGCGACAAGAGAGUCUUUUGGAUGCUGAGGUGGCAGUUGAUGCGAAACCCCUCACCCCGAGGAUAGAAGCCAAAGUCAUCGAGGAGGAGGAGGAAAUCUCGUACGUCGAUCCCUUCGAUACGUCGAUAGCCAGUAAUAUUUUACCGGGUAAAGCCGAGCUGAAACUGCUCGAGAGUGAAUUGAGCCAGGUGUCAGCCCAUCCUAUCCCCGUGAGGAUCAAUAAGAUUGACCUCAACAAGGUAUCAGCCCCACCUGCCCCCGUUCUAGACGACGAGGACGACUUCGAUCCACGAGCUGGUGAAGUCAAAGAGGCGCCAGAUUUUCUGUCCAUCGAGGAUCAGAACUCGGGGGAUAAAGUUCUCACUCCACAGCAGAAUUCUGAAUUGGACGAGGACAUAGACCCCUUCGACACGAGUUUCGCAGCCAUCGGGCCUGGUAAAACCGAGCUCAAACUCCUCGAAUUCAGCAUGGAUUCUAAGGGGGGUAAUCCUUUCUUGAUGGACGACUACCCAGCGGAGCAGGCUCCCCAGCAGUCGAAUCCAUUCCUCCAAGAUUUCGCCGAGCCAGCGCCAUCAGCCGGGGAAAAUCCGUUCCUGAACUUCUCAGCUGAACCGGCUUAUCAGCCACCGACAGAUUCAACAAAUCCUUUCGCAUUUUUCGAGCCGACUCAAGAUGCUCAACAGCCGUAUCUUCCACCCACUUCUGAGCCGGAGGCGUUUGCGCCCGACCAGCCAGAUUUAUUCGGCGUUGAGGAGAAGCCAACGAGUCUCUUCGGCACCGAAGAGCCGGAAGUCUUCCCAGCGGAGCCGGUGGCCUUCAGUCCGCCCCAAGAGCCCGUGGCCUUCAGUCCUCCACAGGAGAAGACCUCGCCACCGAAACCUGCUCCUGCAAGACCUCCACCACCUCCGAGACCCGGACCACCCCCAGCGCCCCCCAGGAACACCAAAGACUUGAUCUUAUCUGUAACUGGUGCCAUGGACGCGACUUCAAAUCACCUGCUAGACCGUUUACAAUACACGCGGACUCCCAGUCCAACUCUGAUGCAUUCCCCGUCGCCGACGCCCGAACACAGCGUGGCAGACCUCCUCGAUGUUGACUCCAACAUACCAGACUUGCCAGCUGACACCACUCACCCAGAGACAUCGCAAUCGCAGAACAUUCUGGACCUGUUUGACGCACCCCAACCUGCGGAGACAGGUGCUUCGAUGUUCUCCGCACCCGUCACGACUAUGGACACAGUGACCCACUCUGUAUCUAGUACCGACACGAUAUUCUCGACGAGUGUCACGGAUACCUUCAACCAAGGUCAAGAGAAUCCAUUUGGUGUCGUAGAACCGAUCGCUGACGCCACUACCCCGGAGGAGGCGUCAGUCGUUGAAGCGAAGAGGCCUUCGAUAGACGUCACAACUCCAACGACAACUCCAGGCUUCGACUUCGCGCCUGACACACCAGAAACAGCUCCAGAUGCCGUCGCUGCUUCAGCGGACUCAGACUUCUUCACGACGGAGGAGCCGACAGCAGUGUCGUCCUCUCCGUUCUCAAGCACACCAGCUGGAAUAUUCGGGGGAGAGCCUCUCUUCACGACAGCCAGCAGCACUGAGAGUGCGCAAGCACCAGUCGUCGAUCCUCAGACGAAUGUAUUCGCGUCAGAUUACCUCGGGGACUUUUCAAAACCCAGUGAUGACGUUGGGGAAUUGGUUUCGACAAGCCCAAUACCAGCUUCGGAGUUUCCGAAUUACCCGGGGGAGGAACAGCUUGACAAUUUCGCGGCUACUACUAGAGCGAUUGAGAGUACGGGCGACGCCUUCGACGCCUUCGCCAGCAAGUUCGACAGAGCAGCUGAACCUGAGGCAACAAGUGGCGAUCCAUUCUUCGAUGCGUUUGGAGGAAGCGGUGGGCAGACAGCUAUGGACACCUCUAGUGACGUCUGGGGAGAUUCGUCCGCGGCAGGAUCAGAAAGCGCGGUAACAGGCUUCGGCGAGUCCGACGGUUUCGAUUCCUUCCUGAGUAUGACAGCCCCUCCCCAAGAGCCGAAAGCGCUCAAAAGAACAGACUCCGGCGACUCCGAUGAGGCGCCCGACUUCAGUGUCUUCAUAAAGCCGAAAGAGGGAGGUGAUCUGGGCAUAAGCCACGAAGGAGGCCCAGUUCCGGUGCUGGCACCCCCUCCGAAGAGCCCCAUAAACUCCGCCUACAACGACUCAUCUCCCAGAUUCAAUCCCUUCGAUAAAUCUGGCUUCGCGCAAGAAGCGGUUAUCCCAACGGAAAUGCCCCAGCCAGCGGAAAUGACACGAACAGACUCCCAGGAAACCCCGCCGACCCCCCUCUUCGAUGAGGACGUCAGUCAACCCCUGGAGGACUUCCCAAGGGUGACCUACACUGGCGACGGCUGGGAGUUCCAACUCAGACAGCCCAACAAGAAGAAGAUCACGGGCCAGCGAUUCUGGAAGAAAGUUUUCGUCCGCCUGGUAUACCAGGGCGACAGCCCCACCCUCCAGCUUUUCAACAACAAAGACGACAAAGACCCAUUCACAGAACUGCCUCUAUUGACUUGCUAUUCAGUAUCGGAAAUAGCUGCUCAACAAUUCGAUCAAUACGGCAAGAUAUUCACCGUUAAGCUGCAGUAUAUUUUCUACAAGGAACGCCCCGGUGUGCGACCUGGACAAGUGACAAAGGCAGAGAGACUGACAAACAAACUCAGUCAAUUUGCUGCUUACGCUAUUCAGGGUGACUACCAGGGCGUGAAGGAGUUCGGCAGUGAUUUGAAAAAGUUGGGGCUUCCGGUUGAGCAUGCACCGCAGAUAAGCCAGCUGUUUAAACUUGGCUCGCAGAAUUAUGAGGAUAUGAAGACAUUCUCCAGUGCUAUUGAGGAGGCACUCUUCAGGCUAGCUGCGCACAGAGAUCGAGCGCUUACUUAUAAGAUGGAGGAGGUGCAGAUUAAUGUUGUUGAUGAGGUUUAUGUGGAGCAGAAUGCCGAGGGACAUGUGGAGAAGCAGAUCGCUAGGGUUCGACUGUUCUUCUUGGGCUUUUUAACAGGUAUGCCUGACGUCGAACUCGGCAUCAACGACAUGUGGCGGCAAGGGAAGGAAGUCGUUGGCAGGCACGACAUCAUCCCCGUGGUGACUGAGGAGUGGAUUCGUCUCGAAAACAUCGAGUUCCACUCGUGUGUACAGCAGGACGAGUACGAGAAGUCGAGAAUCAUAAAGUUCAAGCCGCCUGAUGCAUGUUACAUUGAGUUAAUGAGAUUCCGAGUGAGACCGCCGAAAAAUCGGGAACUGCCGUUGCAAUUGAAGGCUGUCAUGUGCGUCACCGGUAACAAGGUGGAGCUCAGAGCUGACAUCUUGGUUCCGGGCUUUGCCUCCCGAAAACUGGGUCAAAUUCCCUGCGAAGACGUGAUGGUUCGCUUUCCAAUUCCCGAAUGUUGGAUUUACUUAUUCAGGGUUGAAAAACACUUCCGAUAUGGCUCCGUGAAAUCCGCCCACAGGAGAACCGGAAAGAUCAAGGGAAUCGAGAGAUUCUUGGGGGCUGUGGACACAAUGGAGCCCCAACUUAUGGAGGUGACGUCGGGACAAGCGAAAUAUGAGCAUCAGCAUCGUGCUAUCGUCUGGAGAAUGCCAAGAUUACCCAAGGAAGGCCAGGGGGCUUACACGACACAUCAACUCGUCUGUCGUAUGGCUUUAACGUCUUACGAUCAGAUACCAGACAAUUUGGCUGAGUAUUGUUACGUGGAAUUUACGAUGCCAGCCACUCAGGUCUCCCAUACGACUGCACGUAGUGUCAGUCUUCAGAAUAGUGACUCUGACAAUCCGCCGGAGAAAUACGUGAGGAAUUUAUCGCGUCAUGAGUACAGGGUUGGUAUCGAGCACACUCAGGGUGAGGGUCCAGGUGCCUACAUAGCCGCAACAAAGAAAAUACCAGAAGCAACACCAGAGGUUCACGAGGAAACCCAUGAACCUCCACCACCAGCGGAAUCGGACUCGGACUCCUCAGAGUAGAUUUGCAAAUAAGUAGAAUCAACAGCAGAUAUAACCAGAUAAUUAAUCCAAGCCGAUAUAACGAUUAAAUUUAUGCGUAGGGUUUUUUCAGACAGAAGGAAGUGAAUGAUUUCACGAUGGAAUUUAAAUUGUAACGAACAGCAGGAAUCGUAAGAUGAUAUAUAUCUAAUAAAGAACACAUAGUUUUGUGGGUAGACGAAGUGGAGGGGCUUAUCGAGACGCAGUUGAGGAGGAUUAAUUGUUAACGAAGGACAAUACACAGCUUUGUAUUUGGUUUAGCUUCGAGUAAAUUAUUUUGCUGACGUGUCUCAAUUGAGGGAAAUAUUUCUAUGGAUUAAAGCUCAUGCUAUUGAUUGAUUAGCUAUACAUAUGGGCUUGAUAAAAUUCAGCCUGUUAAUGGAACGAUAUUACUGGAAAAUGUGGAUUUACUUUUGACGUAGAAUUGCUAAGGUAAAAUCGUGCAUAUCCUUAUUGUUUGGGCCCUGCAGAUGAUCUAUCGCAAUGUUAUCUAGUCAUUUUAGGUGACAGAUUAUAUAUUGUUGCAUUAUAUACGUCGUAGUUUAAAAAAAUAUACAGAAGAAUAUUAUAAAGAUUGGUUUAAGGAUAAUUAUGGACGAGUGUUGGUGAAAACGAGUCAUUUAAUUUAUCUAGAAUAACUAAUAUGUAACAAACGAGUGCGCAAUUCUAGGAGCGUAAGUUUCAUUUUCAUGUUUUUGUUUUUAUUUGACAAGAAAUUGUCACGUUCUGAGAUUCUGAAGAGAACCCCAGCUAAGACCAAAGAUGUGAAUUAGUAAAAUCUGCAUUUUAAUGAAUGCAAAUUUUGAAUAAUUAAGAUAGGUUUAAUUGAUAAGCACGAGUCGCGUAUUGCGUCCAUAUAUCUGUUAUAUAAAGUAUACGCUCGCGUCUCAAAAAGUAUUAGAGUAAUCUCGAAUAAUAUAAUAUGUGAAAUCUAGGUUUAAUGAACAAAAUAUCUAUUAAGUUUCAGUUGUUUUUAUUUUUUUUCAUCGUUUUAACGUCCUGAAAAUGGACCUGGGAGUGCACUACUCUAGUCAUUAGUUCAUAAGGAAGAUAUAUUAAUUAACUGAUAUUGAAGUAGACGUAAGAUUAAUCUGAAUGCGGAACAAACUGAUGAAUUGAUGCAUUUUAUCUUGCUUUAACCCUUCGAUUAAAACUUCUCAAGCAUUCCAACUAGUCAAAAAAUAACGAAAUAUACUGAUGAUGUAAAAGUGUCAGCUGUUGACUCUACGAAUUGAUAAAAAUAUCCCUCAGAAUAAUAAAUUUUCAUUUAAAUUUAUCAAUUAUGAAUGAAAAUAUAAAGGUUUUUCGAAACUUGUUGCCAAUUGGCGACGUUUCCAGCUCGUGAUCUCAAUAUGUAAUCGCACGUGAGAACAAGAACGGCGUUGUAUAGUUAAGCUAAAAGAAAUACUCAAACUAUAAUGCAUGUAUAGACUUAGACGUAUGUAAAAUGAUAAAGCCAUGAGAACAAUGAAGAAAUUAUUUCCAGAGGCAAUUCGAUCGGGCAAUUUAUUUCUAGCCCCCAGAUAAACCGAGUCAAUUUGCCAAAAAAAGAGACGUGUUCGUUGAAUGUCUUCUCACUUUAUUUUAAUCCCAAAGUAAACGUUGGAUACCACGUGUACUACAUUCUGACGGUUUCAAUUUUCCGAGAGUCCAGCCGUGACUAAUUUGCAAAAAAGAAAAACCAUAAGAAUUUAAUGAUAAAAAUUAGUCUAAUGAAGGAUGAAGUGGAGAAAAUAUUGUUGUUAAUUAUAAUCCACGUUGUACAUCGAUAUCACGCAAUAACACACUCCAGACGAUUUAUUUUCAUUCAGCUUGGAGAAAAAAUAACUGAACAGAUGAUAAAAAACCUCAUAGACCUAUAAACUAAGGAUAUACUAAUGAUUAACGGCGGGUGUUGAAAUCGCUGCUGAAACCAAUGGUGGGGAGCCCGAAAAAGCGUUACCAAAUCGCGUAGCUUUUCCUCGAAUGUAUGUGUUAUUAAACUGAACAAAAAACCAUACCCUCACGCACGAAAAAAAUUAAUAGAAGAACCUAGUAAAUUCGAUAAAAAAAUUCGAUUGGAUUUGUAGUAAAUUUCGGUGGCAAAUUCUACUGAUUUUUUUGCAGUUUCCCGUGAAGAAUUCCGCAGCUUAAAAUAGGAAAUAUCUGGUGAACACUAUUUCAUUAAAAAAUCAGUAGAAUUUAAUUUUUCUAUAAAACGUUCUCUAUAGGAAUUCCUCGAUAUGAAUUUUGUGAGGUUUUCUACUCUAUUUUUCGUCUCUUCUCAUUAGAGAAAUCUAAGGAAAAAAACCCAGAGAAUUUUAGCUGAGAAAUUUCUGUAGAAAGCAUCUCAAUAGAACAAUUAGUAUAGAAAAGUCGAAUUCUAUGGAUUUUUGUCUAUAAAAUAUUUUACACUGAAUAUUUCAGAUGUAAAAUUUCCCAUUUUUUGUGGAAUUUGCCAAUAGAAUCGGACAAAAACUAAUGAAAAAUUCAAUAGAAAUCCAAUCGAAUUUUCCAGCGAAUUCAUAAUAUUUCUCUAUGAAACAUUUUCGUACGUGCUACGAAAAUACUACCCACUCCUAUUGUAAAUGACGAAAACUGUGUUGUCAUUGUUAUAGAAGUAGACAAAUGGUGCAAUAAAAUUCAUAUUUCCGUUAAAUUACCCAUUACCAAUCAAACUCCAACAAUGAAAGAUAACCACGUUUCCAAAGAAUAAAAAAAGUAAUGAAAAAUCAAUGAAAUACCGUAGCAUGUACAUGAUUAUGUAUAUCAACUAUACAUACCACAAAUUGUGAGAACGGGAGUACACGCCUCAUGUAUGAUACCUAUUUGUCCUUAAUCUGUGCUGGGCAAAUGAGAGAGAGGAGAACGAAGUAGUAGAGUGAGAGUGCAAGAGCGACAGAACGAGUGUAACCUAUUAUUUUAAUUUUAAAAUGAUGAAAAACGGAACAUAUAUAUGUAUCUAUGAAUAACAUGAGAAUUGUUUAAGCAAUUAAA